ACGUCGUCGAGGCACGCGCGGCUCGCGCGCACAGCGACUCGUCCUCCCUCGCCUCGGAAGCUCCGAGCUCCAGGUCCGAAGAUGAGCUGGAGGUGUCCCGCGGAUUGCCGCGAACUCGCCAAAACGGUCGAAGAGCUGCAGAGAAACGUGGAGCAUCUGAUGAUGAUCCGUGAAGCCGGUACGGGAGGCAGAGCCUGUGUGGAGUCUCAGAGUAAAGACAAAGUAAUUACUUUCUUAGGAAACAGGUUGGACGAAAAGCACAGCGACGAGAUUGACAGGAUGAGAGAGGAGCUCAAACGUGUACAUCAAGAGGCUGAGAAACACAAGAAGAAUUACGAAGACCUUAAAAAAAGGAUGAAGGUGGACUUGUCUAGUGACAUUCGCCACUCUGGAGCACGGUCUGAAAACAUCAUGGAACCCUGUGGACAGAGUCAGCUGAUAUCUCUGUACGACACAAUGAAGAAUCAAGUUUGGGGGAGGAUAAAGGAAACGUCAUUGAACCACGGAAUGACGUCUCAACAACUGUGCACAAGUUUCCAAACUCUAGUAGUUCAAAUCUUUGACAAGGCACGCAGAGAAGUAGCAGAAAGGACUGAGGCUGUAAAACAACUUUUCAUGUUUAAAGAUGAAGAUCUCACAAAGCCUGGAACUUCCUCGAAAAAGGUGUCUGAACAAGUGCAAGCAGCUCUUCACAGCCUCCAGCUGGCCUCUUACUACUGGGACGAAGAGUACUACAAAAACAGAGUGACGGAGUACUUCAGAUCCUCCGAGUGUCCCGAGCUUAUGUGCCUCAAAAAGGUGUACGCAGGGCUGCACGCAGAGCUGUACGCAGAGGUGGCCAAGUGCUACAGAAUUGCCUGUCUGAUGUUUCUGCACUACCCUCCACUGCAUCCCGAUUGGUCAGAUGAUGAUUCCGGGAAACCCUUCAACGUGUCAGACAGAGUUUACCGUAUUGUUGUGUUCCCAGCCAUUUACUGCGGUACUGAUCUGUUGUCUCCUCCAGUGGUCAUCACUUUGUCCUACCCAUGAUAGAGUCCUACACAAAUACUUCUCCUGGUAACAGUCACAUCAGUCUCACUUUAUGAAACAUCAGGGCAAUGCUUCACAGUUCUUUUUUUCUCUCUUCUUUUAGCUUUGACUUUACCGCAGCUACAUUUGAAUCCUUUUUAUUCACAUAGUUGUGACUUUACCUCCUGGUUCAGCACAUUGUGUCAAUAACACACAUGCACACAUGCACACAAUGUGUUAUGUCAGAUACAAUACAGGCACAGCGCAGUGCUACAGUCAUAGAAACAUGGUAAAACACACUGAAAGCUGUAGCACCUUAAGCACUCUGACUGGAGGCCUGGUUCGGUGUGACCUCGGCGCUACUCCUGGGAGGAGCUGCUCUGCGCUGACAGUGUUGGACAUUCUUAUGGCUCACGACUGUAAUUUGUAAUAUACAUUAUAUUUGAAAUAAUGUAAAUGAACGUUAUUUUCAUUAUUUCAGAGGGGUAUAUUACAAUGAAUUACCGUUUCUCUGAACCAUUGACCAAGUAAAUACAUAAAUAGUGAUCAAUGUAGACAGAAUCAUAACAUUCAUAAGUUUCACCGCUAACAAAAUGUUUAAAUAGUACAAAGGUGGCUGAAGUAAAUUUACUGUGUUGUUGGCAUUAAAGGAGAAGUCAAUAAUAUGGGAUAAAAAAUGCUCUGAAGUUCACACAGCCUUGGUGUAUUGCAUAGAGACUACUGAUAUUAUUUAGCCAUUAUGGUUUUCAAUAGUUCAAGUUUUGUUGUAAUUAAUACCAUGGAGCUGAGAUUUAAAAAAUCAAAGUCCUGAUCUGUUGUGUAUUUGACAAAAGUAACUAACAUGACUCCUGCUGCAUAAACUUUUCAAAGUGUGAAUCUUCAAUAUAUAACAAUAAACAGUC
Scleropages formosus (Asian bonytongue) is the source of this 1910-nucleotide messenger RNA. RefSeq lists its product as uncharacterized. The record is from RefSeq and is a predicted model, not a curated record. Lineage: Eukaryota; Metazoa; Chordata; Actinopteri; Osteoglossiformes; Osteoglossidae. The coding region runs from base 82 to 1029 and encodes 315 amino acids. The transcript has 8 exons.